Molecule: messenger RNA, 1279 nt
Organism: Carica papaya (papaya)
Lineage: Eukaryota; Viridiplantae; Streptophyta; Magnoliopsida; Brassicales; Caricaceae
Product: Protein kinase superfamily protein
Biological process (GO): protein phosphorylation
Cellular component (GO): EKC/KEOPS complex; nucleus; cytosol
Molecular function (GO): protein serine/threonine kinase activity; ATP binding
Source: RefSeq, a predicted model, not a curated record
CGAGAGCCCUUGAAUAUCUGCUCUGCUAGCUGCUUCUGCUUCCAUCAUGGUUGCACACGUUCAACCUCACGCUCCAUUUCCCGCGCCGCCUUUAUAUACUAACGCGACUUCCUGCUUUCAGUUUCCGUUGAUUGGUUCUUCUAAGUUCUAAGCGCGAUUUGCCGUCUUCCUUAUUUGCUGUUACUCGAAGGAGAUAAGCCACAGUCCGUUUCCAAGCACUUGCGAGGAGCUCUCUCGGUCCCGGCACCUCCUCUGUUCAGAUGCUCUCUACUGAUUUGGAUCCCCGCAGGCAAUUGAUAAUUUAUUUGGAAUAAUUUCUGAGUUACCAAGUUUUUUACAUUAUGGGGGUAAAGGCUGAUGGUGAAAAUGGCUCUCUCAUUCUGAUCAAGCAAGGAGCUGAAGCUAGAGUUUUUGAGUCUCAUUUUGUGGGAAGGAAGUCCAUUGUCAAGGAACGGUUCUCAAAGAAAUACAGGCAUCCAUCUUUGGAUUCAAAGCUUACACUCAAGCGCUUAAAUGCGGAGUCUAGGUGUAUGACAAUAGCAAGGCGGCUAGGGGUUUGUACCCCUGUGUUAUAUGCUGUGGACCCUGUGCUGCAUACAUUGACAUUUGAGUACGUUGAGGGUCCCUCUGUUAAAGAUGUAUAUCCUGAAUUCGGGAUUACUGGUGUUAUCGCAGAACAGAUGGAGGAUAUAGCUACACAAAUUGGUGUUGCAAUUGCCAAGCUACAUGAUGGUGGUUUAAUCCAUGGCGACUUGACCACAUCAAACAUGUUGAUCAGGAGUGAUUCCAAUAAUUUGGUACUAAUAGAUUUUGGUCUGAGCUUCACGUCGACCCUUCCAGAAGACAAAGCUGUUGACUUAUAUGUCCUUGAGCGAGCCCUGCUGUCAAUGCAUUCAUCAUGUGGGAAUGUGAUGGAUAGAAUACUUGCUGGAUACAGGAAGUCCUCAAAGCAGUGGUCAUCCACAUUGAACAAGCUAGCUCAAGUACGUCAACGGGGUCGAAAACGCACUAUGGUUGGGUGAGCCUUCUUCUGGUAUGCGUGUGCACAAGUAGUGUAUAUUGGGCUGCCAUAUUUACUUAUGGCCUCAAAUUAUGAUACUAGUCUUAUCAGUCCUUUAUAGUUUUAUUGUCGUCAUGCCCUUUGAAAUUGUUGUGCAAAUUGUGAAGUAGCAGUAUAAAUUGACAUUUUUUCAGCCUCUUUGGCCCUUGUUUAACUAAAGAACAUGUUGGAUCAUGGAGUAAACAUAGUGUUGUCAAUUCUUCGGGAUGUUUGGUUUUA